AUGUAUCGAACGAAGGUUUCAUUUCUUCUUGCUACUUCCAUCACGUUAAUAAACACAAAGAGUUUUACGAGACGCCUCUCUAACCAUGCUGUUCGAUCGACUAAAUCAUUUCAUGGAUAUUUGUCAAAUUUUUCAAGCUUUCCGAAAUCGAAAUUCCUUUAUCUGCAAAGUCGUAAUUUUACGACAAUUUAUAAUUCCCAGAAUUUAAAAAAAACAUUCGUUUUUCAACCAGCGCAGAAGAAUGAGAAUCCUUCGUCUUCAUCCGAAAUAUUUCCGACUCUUCCCGAUAGCUCCUCGGAUACAUCUCAGGACAAGAAGCCAUCCUUGGUAAUCUUGUUCGGUUGGUGGAAUUGUCAACCGAAAACUCUGCACAAAUAUGUUUCCUUAUAUGUAGAUAAAUUACACAUCGACACUUUAUCCCACAUACCUCGUUUUCAUCACGUCUUCUUUCCUUGGACAAUUUUGAAAAAUAUCCAUCUUCUUGCAAAGGAGUUAAUACAUGAUUGGGUUGAACGCGGAAAACCCGACAACAUUGGCUUCCAUGUUUUUAGUAACAACGGCACUUAUCACUACGCCAUGUUAUGCGAGAAGAUCAGACAAAUUGCGAACGAUCCAUCGAUUAGUUCGGAGAUAUCAUCUGACGAAGCGAAUUCCUUCCUGAAUUCCAUAAAAUCGUGUGUUAUAGAUUCCGCGCCCUCACCUAUUUUCGAAAGAACCAUCGCUUUGGGAAUUAUCGGCGGUUUCUUUCCCAAAAAUCAAAAUAAUUUAUUGAAAGCAAAAAUCAUGCCAGACGAUCCCCACCAUAUAGAACCUCAUCCCUUCUUGAUUUCCUGUUUGUCACUAUUUUUCUAUUUGCCUUUUGUGAAGAAGUACCAAGCAUUUGCUCACAAAGCUUUGGAUGAUAUUCCCGGUGGAACUUUUGAUGGUAGAAACAUUAAAUAUUUAUUUUUAUAUGGUCCCGGCGAUAAAAUCGUCCAUGAGAAUGAUAUAACCAAAUUCAUGCGAAAAUUAAUAAGCAGAAAAGGCGAUUUCAACGAAAAGGGUGUUCUGAAAGUAAUAGGCAAAAGAUUUGAGCGUAACAGUGAACACGUCCAACAUUACAUGAAAUACCCGGAGGAGUACACUGACGCCUUGAAAUCAUUUUACGGAUUGCGAUGA
Molecule: messenger RNA, 1158 nt
Organism: Acaulospora morrowiae
Lineage: Eukaryota; Fungi; Glomeromycota; Glomeromycetes; Diversisporales; Acaulosporaceae
Source: the annotation of a GenBank genome assembly